GAGGCAGACGCCUCACGGCUCACGGCGCAGGCGCGGAGAGCCGAGCGUGCGCGCGCAGCCCCGCGGGAAGGCGAGCGGAGCGUGGGGCGUCCGGGGUGGCAGUGCGCACGCCGGAGGGGGGCGUGGCUGACGAGGCGCUGGGUGAAAUCCUGGGAACCGGCUACCUCGAGACUUUUCUCGGCGGCGUGGUGGCUGUGGGAUCCUGGCCUCGGAAGCACGCUGCUCUGUCCGGUGUCCGUCAGCAGAGCCUGUGACCCUGGCGGCCUCGCACUGCACAUUCUCAGACCACCACAGAUUAAAGCUGGAUUGCAACAACACAAAGUCUACUGAACAACUCUCUAGACUGCAUCUACCACAUGGCAGCUCUGUUCCCGCCACCGCCUGGUCCCAGGUUUGUCCUCCGAGGCACUCAGUCACCUGUGAACACGCUGCAUUUCUGCCCAGCAUCCCAAGCUCUGGAGAGCCCCCUCCUUUUCUCAGGCUCUCAGAGUGGCCUGGUGCACAUCUGGAGCCUGCAAACCAGAAGAACAGUUGCUGCCCUGAAUGGCCACAGGGGCCAGGGUGUAACCUGGCUGAAGACACUGCCCCAAGGGCACCAGCUCCUCAGCCAGGGCCGUGACCUGCGGCUGUGCCUGUGGGACUUGGCAGAGGGCAGGAACACCAUCAUGGACACAGUUCAGUUGGACAGUGUGGGCUUCUGCAAGAGCUCUGUCCUGGCCAGGGAGCAGCUGUGUUGGAUGCUUGCUGUUCCUGGGAAGGGCAGUGAUGAGGUUCAGAUUCUGGAGAUGCCAUCCAAGACGUCAGUGUGUACCCUGAAGCCGGAGGCAGAUGCCAAGGCAGGCAUGCCCAUGUGCCUGGGGCUGUGGCAGACUAGCUCCAGUCCCCGCCCUCUCCUUCUGGCUGGCUAUGAGGAUGGAUCGGUAACCCUGUGGGAUAUCUCGGAGCGGAAGGUGUGCAGCCGGAUUGCCUGCCAUGAAGAACCUGUCAUGGGCCUUGACUUCGACUCUCAGAAGGCCAAGGGCGUCUCAGGCUCUGCCGGGAAGGUACUGGCUGUCUGGAGUCUGGACGACCAGCAGUCCCUGCAGGUGUGCAAGACUCAUGAACUCACCAAUCCUGGGAUUGCCCAAGUCACCAUCCGGCCAGACCACAAGAUCUUAGCCACGGCAGGCUGGGACCAUCGCAUCCGUGUGUUUCACUGGAGGACAAUGAAGCCGCUGGCUGUCCUGGCCUUCCACAGUGCUUCUGUACACUGCGUCGCCUUCGCCACUGACGGCUUGCUCGCUGCAGGGUCUAAGGACCAGCGAAUCAGCAUCUGGUCACUCUACCCCUGCCCAUGACUUAAUUGUCGGACACUGCUGUCUUAAUCCAGUCUUGGCCCAGUCCGGUGGGAGGUCCUCAAGGGCCUCUGAGGACACCAAAUUAUGACAAAGGUCUGUGGAUCCACUUUCUUCAUAAGGUUCUCUGUUCCUUUUGUGACCUGUCAUUCAAAAGACAGUACCUGAUGAUAGACACCUGGCACCUGCAGCUUGGUAAGAGGCAUAGCCUGGACCUGGUAGUAUGGCCAGCCUGGACCUAUCUGACAAUAAAUUUCCCAUUACCAACCCAAA
This is a messenger RNA of Mesocricetus auratus (golden hamster), 1607 nucleotides long. RefSeq names its product G protein subunit beta 1 like (gene Gnb1l). The coding region runs from base 357 to 1337 and encodes 326 amino acids. Lineage: Eukaryota; Metazoa; Chordata; Mammalia; Rodentia; Cricetidae. The transcript is spliced from 9 exons. The record is from RefSeq and is a predicted model, not a curated record. Gene Ontology annotation, molecular function: protein binding.